This is a messenger RNA of Iphiclides podalirius (scarce swallowtail), 198 nucleotides long. The record is from the annotation of a GenBank genome assembly. NCBI's taxonomy places the organism in Eukaryota, Metazoa, Arthropoda, Insecta, Lepidoptera, Papilionidae.
AUGGAGGUCAACCAGCUGCCGGCGCUGAAAUACGGAGAUCUCACUUCAGCCGUCAAGUUUAGUCCUCCCCGAGACAAAGCUAAGCGUCGAAUCAAGCGCACCGCGCUAUGUAGGCGUCGUUGCAAACCGAGUGCUGGCAGCUGCUCCAAUCUACUGACAGAUGAAGCCGGGAAUGGUACGGAUCGCACCAUUAUCAAU